UUAUAAAGUGGAAUAAUAGCUUUUUAGACAAAUUUGAUUUCCUUGUAAAAUGCAGUCUUCUUUCACUUACACUUCUAGAUCAUGAGACAUGAAGGUUGUACAUAUAUGUUGUAUAUACCUUUACGUACUCGUCUGCUUUCUGGUCUUUGAGACACAGUGGAUCACAAUCAUAAGCUGUGCAGUAUCAGCCCUACUUGAGAAUCCUAACUAGCAGAUUGUUUUGCCACAGCGUUUCUUCAUAUUCAUUAAAAUAAACAAUGCCUUUCUCCAGAAAAGACCCCCAAGGCCUGGCCCGAGAAGCACCGUGCUGAUGGUACAUACAGAAGACACACGGACUCCUUUCACUGGAGCCACAAGAUAAGCACACACAGAAAAACAGCUAUUUUUGUGAGUCUUUCUAAUAACACAGACUGCAACUCGAGCUCCUGAGGCAACAGCAGAAGCCGAGCCGGAGGCCGGCCGGGCUCCCCCCUCCUGCCGCAGACCCGGACUCUCCGCUCCGCCUGCUCCAGCCGCGGGCUGGGCUGAGAGGGGCCGGGGGACAGCCGCGCCGCCCCAGCGCUCGCCCCCACCUCCGGAGCACAAGAUGGCGGCGGCGAUGCGGAGGUGGAGCGCUCUCUGCGGUGGUGUCCUAGCUCGCUUCCCCCGCUCCAAACGGUUCUUCAGCCAUGGACCGAAUGUGUUGCUGCAAGAGAGCAAAGCUCCGCAAGCUGCAUUCUUUUCACCUCUUCAAAAAGUGAUGUUGCCACCAAAUUCCUUCCAAGGGAAAGUGGCCUUUAUAACUGGUGGAGGUACUGGGCUUGGCAAAGGCAUGACAUCAGCUUUGUCCAGUUUGGGUGCCACAUGUGUCAUAGCAAGCCGAAAGCUUGAUGUUUUGAAAGGAACAGCAGAAGAAAUUUCUUCUAAAACAGGGAAUAAGGUCCAUGCCAUCCAGUGUGAUGUGAGAGAUCCAGUUUCUGUUAAGAAUGCUGUUGCUGAAUUAAUUCAGGUGGCAGGACAUCCUAAUGUUGUGAUAAACAAUGCAGCAGGAAAUUUUAUUUCCCCUUCUGAACGACUUUCUGCUAAUGCAUGGAAAGCUAUAACUGAUAUUGUGCUUAAUGGUACUGCCUUUAUAACUCUGGAAAUUGGAAAAGAGCUCAUUAAAGCACAGAAAGGAGCCGCAUUCCUUUGUAUUACAACCAUUUAUGCAGAGAGCGGUUCAGGAUUUGUGAUGCCAAGUGCUUCUGCCAAAGCUGGUGUAGAAGCAAUGAGCAAGUCUCUUGCAGCCGAGUGGGGUAAAUAUGGCAUGAGAUUCAAUGUGAUUCAACCAGGUCCAAUAAAAACAAAGGGUGCUUUUAGCCGCCUUGACCCAACUGGCAAGUUUGAGCAGAAAAUGAUUGAGAGGAUUCCCUGUGGCCGUCUGGGAACUGUAGAAGAAAUUGCAAAUCUUGCUGCCUAUUUUUGCAGUGACUAUGCAAGCUGGAUUAAUGGAGCAGUUAUUAGAAUGGAUGGCGGAGAAUAUGUUUCUAUGGCAGGAGAAUUCAACGAUUUGAAAAAGGUUACCAAAGAGGAGUGGGAUAUGAUGGAAACAAUGAUUAGGAAAACAAAAGGCUCUUAAAGUACCUAACUGUGGGGUGUUGACUUCUGGAAAUAAACCACUACUAAUUCAUUAAUAUUUAGAAAUAACUGAAUGAGAGAGAGCCUUCAAAAUCUUUGUAUGUUGAUUUCAGUAAAAUAUUUUGAAAUUUUCAUACUUGGAAUAUAACGUGUCUUUUUCCAUCUGCUGUAUAAUCUUAUAAAGAGUGAACGACAGUUCACUAAAAUGUUACUGUACUUUGGUUAUUUUCUUAUAUAACCAUGCCAUACUCUACAGUUAGAUUUUUAAAUAUUGCAGGAUUUUUUUGGCUUCUCAGGUCUAUGCAAGUGUCUCUUAAUUAUAGUUUGAAUAGGAUUUCAGAUAAAUGAUGGAUACAAUAAUUAGAGAGGCCCAGCCUCCAGCCAGGGGGAAGAAAGGGACAGCUGAGUGUAUUGGACUGUGUGGAUUCAGUGGCCUGGCACAUCAGAACCACAGAAAUAGGAGGCUCUGGUAGACACUGGUGCACAGUGCACCCUGACCAUCGAGUCAUGAGGGGACAGAAUCAAUAUACAUUUAUGGAGCCCAGAACAACAACAGCCUUUUGAACAAAUUAAGAGGGAGAUGGUCAGUGCAGUAGCCCUGGUACCAGUCUGGAUGGAAUGUGAUGUAAAAAAAACAUGCUCUACACUGCAGCUUGGGAGAUGGGCCUCACUUAAAGCCAAAAAACUUCAGGGGAGACCUGAGGUCAACUGCAUGAGUUUUGGAGUCGAGGAUUGAGAGAGUGGGAAAAGUGCUACUUUCCAACUGAAAAGGAGAUAUUAGCAGCAUACAAUGGGGUUCAGGCUGCUUUGGAAGUGAUUGGUACUGAAGCACAACUUAUUUUAGCACCUCAACUACUGGUGCUGAAUUGGAUGUUUAAAGGGAAGGUCCUCUCCACACACUGUGCUGCUUGGAGUAAGUGGAUUGCAUUGAUUACACGGUGGGCUUGGAUGGGGAACACCAGUCUCCCAGGAAUCUUGGAAGAGAUCAUGGACUGACCUGAAGGUAAAAACUUUGGAAUAUCAUCAGGCAAAGAGGUAAUGCAUGCAGAAGAGGCCCUGCCAUACAACGAAUUAUUAGAAAGUCAGAAGAAGUACGCCUUAUUCAUUGAUGUGUUUUGCUAUAUUCUGGGAAGGUACUGAAGAUGGAAAGCUGCUAUGUGGAGUCCUGUAAGACGAGGAGACCACCACCACUAUCUGAGCUCACCAUUUAAAAAUGUGUGAGAUUCAAGACAAGCAAAAAGGCUAUGCACAACACCCAAAUGAGAACAGUCACCUGGAUGCUCUGGUGUUGGGACACUGGGGCCAGUAAUGUGGAUCUAGAUGGCAAAGAAACCUGCCAGCUGGAAGGUUUUGCUAGAUCCAGCCAUUGACAGAGGAAGUAGUUGAAAAGAGAAUUGAACUUACACUCUCUAGAAGCGAAUUUUAAUGGCCAUAAGGGGGAGAGAUCCCUUCAAGGAAGAUUUGAUGUCUCAUCCAAGUAAAUGGACCACUAUGGAAAGAGGUAUCUAGUAUCUAAGGGAAUUACCCUGCUAACUAAAUAUAAUUGUUAAUCUGAAGAAAAACUAAAUCAUGUAGUCCUAAUGUUUGCACUUUUGUAAUAAGCCCUAAAUUUGUGAGUAACAAAACUUCAAGUCAUUAGCAAUGCUACAUAUGUUUACAUGAAAUGUAACUCCUGUGGUUACUUAAAUUUUGAAAUAAAUAACUGACUUGGUCUCAGCUU
Molecule: messenger RNA, 3316 nt
Organism: Numida meleagris (helmeted guineafowl)
Lineage: Eukaryota; Metazoa; Chordata; Aves; Galliformes; Numididae
Gene: DECR1
Product: 2,4-dienoyl-CoA reductase 1
Exons: 10
Coding region: 587-1597 (336 amino acids)
Biological process (GO): fatty acid beta-oxidation
Cellular component (GO): mitochondrion
Molecular function (GO): 2,4-dienoyl-CoA reductase (NADPH) activity
Source: RefSeq, a predicted model, not a curated record